Aplysia californica (California sea hare) is the source of this 2129-nucleotide messenger RNA. Its product is annotated as ras-related protein Rab-37. The transcript is spliced from 8 exons. Lineage: Eukaryota; Metazoa; Mollusca; Gastropoda; Aplysiida; Aplysiidae. The record is from RefSeq and is a predicted model, not a curated record. Bases 368 to 1069 code for a protein of 233 amino acids. Gene Ontology annotation, molecular function: GTPase activity; GTP binding. Gene Ontology annotation, cellular component: synaptic vesicle; Golgi apparatus; endosome. Gene Ontology annotation, biological process: protein localization to plasma membrane; protein secretion; Golgi vesicle fusion to target membrane.
GGAUCAUAAUAAGUAGCCUAAUUGACGGUUCAUGUUAAAUACGAAACAAAACUGAGGCACCCUAUCAUUGCCGACAUGUCAGCGAUACAUCUGCAAGUGGUGUGGACUCAAGUUUUAAGCCUGCUUGAAUUUAAAAUAUGAAAAGUAUUUCUUUUCUAUAUUCAUUAUUUUAUCCCCCCCAUAUUUAAUCUGAAUGUGUUGUUCUCCUGAAAUUUAGGAGGCAUUCAGACUGGUUUAGAGAAAUCAGUUGAAAAUUAGAGUGAUGGAAUAGUCAACCGUCUUGACUGUGCAAGUGUUGAUCCAAGUGAAAACCAUAUUUUACCUGGACUGGAAUUCGUAGUGCUCAGAGAGACGAUCGUUUCUAGAAAUGGGACGAGAGAAAUUUCCCUCCUCUUCUGGGCCCGGAGCUUCAAAUGGUGCUCCCCCGGGUGAAAUGUCCAGACAAACGUCUCGGCAGCAUUCCCUCACUGAAACCUAUGACAUGUCCUGCAAGGUGAUGCUCAUUGGUGACAGUGGGGUGGGCAAGACCUGUAUUCUUGUUCGCUUCAAAGAUGGGACUUUUCUUUCUGGAAGUUUCAUUUCCACUGUUGGUAUUGACUUCAGGAACAAAGUGGUGGACGUGGAGGGCACCAAAGUAAAGUUACAGAUCUGGGAUACGGCCGGCCAGGAAAGGUUCAGAAGUAUAACCCGGGCGUAUUAUCGGGAUGCUAAUGCCCUCCUCCUACUGUAUGAUGUCACAAGCAAGACCAGCUUUGACAAUAUCCGGGCUUGGUUGGGUGAGAUCAACGACUAUGCUCAAGAUGAUGUGGUGAUCAUGUUGCUAGGCAACAAGUGCGAUUCUAGUGGCAACAGAGUGGUCAGAAAGGAGGAUGGAGAGAGACUGGCAAGGGAAUAUGGUGUUGCAUUUAUGGAAACCAGUGCAAAGACAGGAGUCAAUGUGGAUCUUGCAUUUAUGGCUGUUGCCAGAGACCUGAAAAUGAAAAAAACCCGUCGCCCAAAUGAGCCCAAGUUCUGUGUGGCUGAUUAUGUGGAACAGGAGAAGAAGCAAACAGGAUGCUGCAGCAGUUAGUUGCUGGAAGAGUGUCUUACUUUGUUUGUGCGUGAAUGUAUUAUGUGUGUGCAUGUUUGUGUGAUUGUGUGUGUAUGUGAGUGUGUGUGUGUGUGGGUAUGUGUGUAUGUGUAAAAGUUUUGUUUGUUUGCUUCAGUUGGUUUGGUGUCUGUUUGUGAGUUUCUCAUAACCUUCACCACCAUUUUGAUAUUGGGGAAAAUGUUUGCAUUAUGAAAAGAAAUAAUGUUGAAAGGUGCUGGUGGCUGUGAAGUUAACCAUCGUGUAAGAAGUAGAAAUGUUUAUUUCUUAAAAUAUUGGUUUUUGUGUGCUCAAAGGUUUGAAUGUGUGCAUAUUUGUCUGUUGAGUCGAAAGUAAUGCUGUUUGAAAACUUGCUGUGUUGACUGACUGAUGGAGUGAUGUGAAGAGCUAGAUUUUUUAACUUAUCUCUACGAAAAAUUUCCAAAUAUUCCUACACAUGGAUAUGAUUCCAUAUCUCAGUGUAUGAUGCUUUAACUUUAUUUUGAGCGUCUGCCGGUGUCUUUUUUAAUAUUGACCUCAAAUGAAAGUUGAACCAAGAAUGGAACCAUUAGUCGUGUUAAUUUACCUGCAGGUAAGAAUGUCUGUUCCAUGAAAAUCAAUUUGGUUGUGGGUUGACUGUAGAGCUUGUUUUUGGCUUCCUCAGAGAUUUAUUGGGGAAACACAUACGCAAGGAGAAGACUGUCCUGUUCAGAGAAGUGUGUAUUUUCUGAUAUCUGCUUUUCAGUGAGAACAUGAAAUAGAUGAUGAAUUUGUCUCCUAUUUUGUAAGUUAAUGAAUAAUUUGAAAGGCACGAAGACAGAGAUAGAAAGACUAUGUGGUAUUUGCCACUAGUAUUGAUAUGAAAAAAGGUAAAAGUGGUAUGAUUUGAAUAAAAUUUAUUUUUGUAAGAAAGAGUGAGUUUUUGCGUGAUGUUGACAGUUCUUAAAUUUGUCUCUGCAAUGUAAGUUUUUGAAAGGGGAGAGCAUUGAGAAGCGAGAGUGUUGUGUGCUUGAUGUACUCCUUGUGAGUUUAGGGCAAUAAUUUGUGUCCUCUGAAAAAAAAA